Molecule: messenger RNA, 1494 nt
Organism: Schizophyllum commune H4-8
Lineage: Eukaryota; Fungi; Basidiomycota; Agaricomycetes; Agaricales; Schizophyllaceae
Product: DUF676-domain-containing protein
Exons: 10
Coding region: 1-1494 (497 amino acids)
Source: RefSeq, a predicted model, not a curated record
AUGUCCGACGUACACCUCCUCGUCCUCGUCCACGGCAUGUGGGGGCAUAUAGGCCAUCUCGAGCAGAUGAGACGUGCCUCGGAGGCCAUUAAGCCCACGGAUGGGUGCAGACUACACGUCUUGCGGCCGGUAACAAACUCGGAGGAGCAUACGUACGAUGGCGUCGACUGGGGAGGAGAGAGGGUCGCGCAGGAGAUCCUGGAUGAAGUGGACAGCCUGAAAGACAAAGGCGACAAGGUCGUCAAGUUCUCGAUCACUGGCUAUAGCUUGGGCGGGCUCAUAUCACGAUACGCCAUAGGGAUCCUGAAGCAGAAAGGUUUCUUCGACUCCAUCAUCCCUGUCAACUUCAUCACCGUCGCAACGCCUCACCUUGGCCUCAUCAGAUAUCGGACAACACUCUAUACUCUAUUCGCAUAUUUCGGCCCCAAACUCCUGGCCCGUACUGGCGAACAGUUCUACUCUGUCGACAAAUGGUCAGCGAACGGGCGCCCGUUGCUGGAGGUCAUGGCAGAUCCAGACCGUAUUUUCUAUCAGACCCUACGGUCUUUUCAGCGCAUCGCUAUCUAUGCUAAUGCCGUGAGCGACCAUACUGUUCCAUAUAUGACUGCCGCAAUAGACCUGGACGACCCGUUUGCUGAUAUGGAAACGAACGGACUACAAAUAGAAUUGAACGAGAAAUACAACAACGCCAUAAUCCUAUCCUACCACCUACCCGACGAGCCACCCGCGAAACAGCACAGCAAAUUCGACGCCCGCAAGCUGGCGACUAGCGCCCUGCUGUACGCCGCUGUGCCGCUCAUCGCACCUAUCGCCAUCCCCUACGCCAUCACGCGCUUCAUGCGCGAGUCGCGCUCGUCCCGCGCGCGCAUCAAGCUUCUCAAGACGGACGAGACGCUCGCGGCCAUGUUGGAGAAAAUGGAAGCGGACGUGGAGGGAAUGGUGGUUGGCUCGCCCACAAGCCCGACUUCGGAGAGGGAGAAGGAGAGUGCGGUUCCCAUGGCGGACGUGGAGGUGGAUAUCACGGAGCAAAUGCACGUCCUGCAGGUACCUAGGCGGUCGCAUUCGCCGGACGCGACGAUAGCGUCCUCAAGGCCUGCGUCGUCGGAGGGGACGCGCGCGUCCACUCCUGCUCAGGAUGUUUCGACGCCGGCAUCGUCUCCGCCCACUUCGACGUCCGUGAUCGCGACUGCGCCAGAGGGGACGACUGCGAAACCCCUGCACCGCACCCGGUCCAUGUCUCAGCUUUCCACGUCGUCGAAAGAGCAGAAGAAGUGUCAUCGCCGCAAGGAAAAGGUUCCGCACCCGGUCACGACGCCGCUUCAGCACAAGAUGGCUGAGCAGCUGAACGCGUUGCCAUUGGUCAAGGUGCGCACUUUCUUCCCGGGUGCGGUGAACUCGCAUGCGGUAAUUGUGUGCCGCGACUUGGAGACGUUCAGUUGGCAGAAAGCGGGGCAGGGCGCGCUGAGGCACUGGGCGGAUAACUUUGUCGCUUGA